Messenger RNA from Dibothriocephalus latus, 831 nucleotides. The record is from the annotation of a GenBank genome assembly. NCBI's taxonomy places the organism in Eukaryota, Metazoa, Platyhelminthes, Cestoda, Diphyllobothriidea, Diphyllobothriidae.
AUGAUUUUAGAAACAUUUUUCCUUCAUUAUGGUGAUUUGACGGACAGUUCAAAUCUAUCUAGGCUCAUGUCGGAGGUAAAACCAGAUGAAGUUUACAACUUGGCUGCCCAGUCUCAUGUGCAGGUAUCGUUUGAGCUGGGUGAAUACACGGGAGAUGUAGUAGCUCUUGGAACAACAAGAUUGCUAGAGGCUAUCCGCUCAAGCGGAAUUGAAAAAACUGUCCGAUUUUAUCAGGCCUCAACCAGUGAACUUUAUGGAAAGGUCCAGGAAACACCACAGAAGGAGACGACUCCAUUCUAUCCACGCUCUCCAUAUGGUUGUGCAAAACUCUACGCUUACUGGAUUGUUGUAAACUAUCGUGAAGCCUAUGGGAUGUAUGCAUGCAAUGGAAUCCUAUUUAAUCACGAAAGUCCACGCCGGGGCGAAACGUUCGUUACCCGUAAAAUAACCAGAGCAGUGGCGCGUAUAAAACACGGCAUGCAGGAGUUAAUUGAGCUGGGCAACCUAAAUGCCAAACGCGACUGGGGUUACGCCGAAGACUACGUCUACGCAAUGUGGCUCAUGCUACAACAAAAGGAACCAGUUGAUUAUGUCAUUUCAUCUGGAGAGACUCACACAGUGCGCGAGUUUGUUGAAAAGUCGUUUGCGCAUAUUGGCAAAAUAAUAGUUUGGGAAGGCCAGGGAUUGGAUGAAGUGGGCAAGGAAAAAGACACCGGAAUCGUACGUGUCCGAGUUAAUCCACACUAUUUCAGACCUACAGAAGUGGUAAGUCUAUUUAAUCCUCCUUACACAAUGUUGUGUAUUGUUCGAUUGAAACGUCCACCCACCUGA